Messenger RNA from Haliotis rufescens (red abalone), 1744 nucleotides. Its product is annotated as cytochrome P450 2J2-like. Gene Ontology annotation, molecular function: iron ion binding; heme binding; oxidoreductase activity, acting on paired donors, with incorporation or reduction of molecular oxygen, reduced flavin or flavoprotein as one donor, and incorporation of one atom of oxygen. Gene Ontology annotation, biological process: xenobiotic metabolic process. The record is from RefSeq and is a predicted model, not a curated record. NCBI's taxonomy places the organism in Eukaryota, Metazoa, Mollusca, Gastropoda, Lepetellida, Haliotidae. The coding region runs from base 98 to 1567 and encodes 489 amino acids. The transcript is spliced from 8 exons. Gene Ontology annotation, cellular component: intracellular membrane-bounded organelle; cytoplasm.
UGGAAACUGAUAGCAGGCGGCAGUGACCUGACUACUGCCCUGUCUACUGUGCUGUGCUCUGCGUAGAAAGUACUGGGCCCUCAUCUAUACCUCAGCCAUGGCGCUCCUGCUUGGAAUGGACUUGCCGACGGUGCUAGUAUUUCUUAUUGUAUUUUGCAUAGCCUAUUAUGUUAUUUCCAAGCCUAAAAACCUGCCGCCCGGACCUCCUGUUAUACCGUUCCUCGGCAGCCUGGAUUUCCUGAUGAAGGGGAACCGGAUGGAGCAGUUCGCCCGCUAUCACAAACAAUACGGGAAGGUGUUCCGCAUGUACGUCGGUGGCUACUUGGUGGUGGUUCUCAGUGGAUUUGAUGUGGUCCGUGACGCCUUCGUUACACAAGCUGAUUGCUUCAGCCAUCGGCCUAACUUUAUGUGGUGGGUCAGUCAAAUCAAAGCGGGUAUCUUCAUGAGCAGCGGCCAGGCAUGGAAGGACUUAAGGAGGUUCAGCCUUCAGACCAUGAGGGACUUUGGGAUGGGGAAGAGUAGCGUAGAGGACAAGGUGAAGGACGAGGUCAACGCCAUCCUCACCAUCCUUUCAGAGAGUGAUGGAAAGCGGUUCCAUUUCCACGACUUCAUGGACGUAGCUACCGGCAACAUCAUCUGCAGCCUCAUCUUCGGCGAGAGAUAUGACUACCACGAUGAGAAGUUUCAUGAACUGAUGCGUCUCCUUAACGACGUGGUCAAGUCACCAGGAAGUCUCAACCCUUAUUAUGCCAUACCAUUACUGAGGAUGCUCCCAUCAACGCAACAGAAAGCCCGAGUGUCUCUCGGCCACAUGAAGCGACUGUGUGAGUUUGUCAAGGGCGUCGUACAAGAGCACGAACAGUCGUAUGACCCCAACAACAUCCGUGACUUUGUGGAUCUGUACAUUCAGAUGCGUGACGGCGAGGGACAGACCAACAAAGCCUACAGCCUCGAAAACUUUUUGCGUCUCAUCGUUGACCUGUUUCUGGCUGGCACGGAAACAUCGUCGACAUCAGUGAACUGGGCCCUGCUGUACAUGAUGAAGUACCCAGACAUACAGAAAAAAUGUCAAGAGGAAAUUGAUAACAAUAUCGGCCGAGGGAGAAUGAUCACGUUCUCUGACAGAGCUAACCUGGCUUAUGUGGAAGCAACCAUUAAUGAAGUAUUGAGACUUUCUCCAGUGGUUCCAUUCUUCAUCCCACACAGUACAAAUGCCGACACCACUCUUGCUGGUUAUAACAUCCCCAAUGAAACCAUCGUCCUCGUCAACGUCCUCUCCGUCCACAAAGAUCCCAAGUACUGGGACGAUGUAGAUGAAUUCAAACCGGAGAGGUUCUUGGACGAAAAGGGCAAACUCAAGAAAAUAGAUGCUUUUAUUCCAUUUUCUAUUGGGCCACGUGUUUGUGCUGGAGAGACCUUGGCGAGGAUGGAGGUACUUAUGUACUUCGCCAAUAUGCUACAGAACUUCACCUUCAGAAAGCCAGACGGUGACACACUCAACUUCAAAGGAUUCAUUGGUGCUACAUAUUUUCCCCUUCCUUAUGAACUUAUUGCUGAGAAAAGAUGAAGACAUCGUGCACUACUCUAAAUAUUUGUAAGCCCCCAACUAUAACCAUGGUUGUUUUUGUUUGUUUGUUUGUUUGUUGUUUUACGCCGCACAAAGCAAUAUUCCAGCUAUAUGAUGGCGGUCUGUAGAUAAUCGAGUCUGGACCAGACAAUCCAGUGAUUAAUAUCAUGAGCAUCG